This is a messenger RNA of Quercus lobata, 2573 nucleotides long. Its product is annotated as F-box protein At3g07870-like. NCBI's taxonomy places the organism in Eukaryota, Viridiplantae, Streptophyta, Magnoliopsida, Fagales, Fagaceae. Gene Ontology annotation, molecular function: protein binding. The transcript has 5 exons. The coding region runs from base 1012 to 2310 and encodes 432 amino acids. The record is from RefSeq and is a predicted model, not a curated record.
AUCUGAUCCGUUAACCAAACGUUACCCAACUUUGUUACUGCCGUUACUCUAACACCAUUCCACUCAAAAAGACAAUAGCAAUGGAAUCAAAACACUUUCCUUUGAGAAAAUAAAAGCUUCCCUUUACCCGUACACCCUGUGUUCGAGAUUGUGAUCCACUCCAUCAAGACCAACCCGUGAAACUCUCAGCAUCAAGAGAAGAUGGCAGUCCGAUCAAAACCCAUGUGAAGGAAAUUGAUGAUUUUCUCUCUUGAUUUAAACAACAGCUGUCAAUUCUAUGGGAAAGCUUUCCCAAUUUCUGCGACCAGAUAACACAGUUGUGUUUUAGAAUUACAAAACACAUGUUGUGCUUUCCCAAUUUCUCUUUAUUCCUCUUAUUGUAAAUUUUGGUUUCUGUUUGUUAGUGAUACAUUAUAGCUACCUUUAACUCUAUCACAAGGGAUGACAAAGUGCAUAUAUCUAUAGAGAAAACAGAGGAAUAUUACAAAUGAUGAUGGUUUUGACCUUUCAAAAAAUUUUGUUCUUUCUAUGUCAUUUCAGUGAAGGUUUCUUGAUGGUUAUGUGUUAGUGGGUGGCGCCUCCGGCACCAUUCCGAUGGCUCCUUGCCUUCCGUUUGCCAAGAUUUUUGGUGUACAUGGGAGGUGGGUUUGUGAAUGGAGGUCGCUGCUGAGUGAAAAGGAUGGAUAAGAUGGAGAUAAAUAAUGUUUUGAUGUGGCAUUUUUUUGACCUUCAGAUGUUUUAUGUGCCACGUGUCUUUCAUCCGGGUAAAAACUGGAGAAAAUUGAAGAAUUUUGAACGGGAGGGGAGCUGGACCCUUGUUUGAGGUAGAAGAGAUGUGCGGAUCGGAUGGAGGAGGGUAUUAAGCAGCUUUAAGCCACAAAUCUUAGGGAGGAAAGGAAAAUCUCAUUCUGGAGCUGAAUGGUUUGAGUUGUGACUUUCUAAGAAAGGUGCGGCAGCUAUCUAAAUUUUUUAUACCCAUCUUGCUUACUGCAAUUGCCAAAGUCCUUCACCAUGGGAAGAAAAAGCAAAUCCCAUUCCGACCCAAAAACCAGCAUGGCCAAGAAGAAGGCCAAAGCAGAAAAAGAAGAUGGAAAAGUCUGUGGCACUGACAUUAUCUCACAGCUUCACCCAAAUAUUGUGAUAGACAUUCUGUCACGACUGCCCUUUAAUACCCUGUUCAGCUGUAGGUGCGUUUGCAAGACAUGGCUACAUCUUCUCGUUGACCCUAGUUUCGCUCAUUUGUAUCACACAAGGGCAGAACCCUGCAUCAUCCUCCAACCCACAAACAAAAACCGUCAACAGCAUCUCUACGCAGUUCAUUUUGACAACAGAAAUUACUUGCGUAACUCUAUAGUAAAGUUUGCCACUAAAACCCAUUUAGGUAUGGGAUGUAAUGUGAAAAUUAGUCUGUUGGAUUCAUGCAAUGGGUUGAUUUUGCUAGGCGAGAUGUAUCGGUAUCAAGUGAAAUUGGAUCGAUUAUAUGUGUGUAAUCCUAUAACGGGUGAGUUCGUCAUAGUUAGGCCUGGUAUCAACCUAAAAUCUUCUCCCGUGUGUCCUUGCCUUGGCUUUUGUCCCAAAACUCAAGUAUACAAGGUGGUUCUCUUGUCCAAAAAAAAGCAUGUAGCUGAAGUUAGUAACAACAUGGUGACUCUUGUGUACACACUUGGAGAGAAGGGUAAUGGUCUUUGGAAGAGUGUUACUGUUGGAGAUGCUUUGCUCCAUCAGCCAAGAAAUACUACUUUUCUCAAUGGAAUUAUUCAUUGGGCUGUGAGAUCCCCUACUGUACCUCAGUUUAUAUAUUCCUUUGAUGUGGAGGAUGAGUGUUUUCGAUCGGUUCCACCACCUCCUGAGUUUCUGUCACCUGAUCAACCUACAUGGUCAAAGUGGGGGAUCAAUCUUGGGGUGUUGGAAGGUUGUCUUGCCAUUGUUGAACGUGAUAAAGAUGUUUCUUGGUGCUUUCACAUAUGGGUAAUGAAGGAAUAUGGUGUUCAAGCAUCUUGGACUAAGACAUACACUAUGGACUUCACAAUGGAAAAACUAGCGCCUUUAUUUCCAGUUUCACAAAUUCUAGGGUCGUGUCGCAAUGGUGACAUUUUAUUCUCACAUCAAGGCAGGAAUUUGGUUUCUUUCAAUCCAGUGAACCCAAGUUUCAAGGUUCAUAGGAUUAAAAAACUAUGUAACUUUCUGAUUCAUCCUUAUAUUCCCAACCUUUCUUCACUUAGGGAUAUAGCAAGAGGAGAACCGUUGUUCAAUGCGACUGAAAUGAUUCAGACAGAGGGAGGAGAUAAGCAUGCAUCAGAUAAGGAGUGAACUGAUAGGGAGUUGAUGGCUAUCUGAUUGUUAUUUCAAAUGAUAUUUCAAGUUGUUGAUUAGGAUGAGUUGUUGAUUAGGAUAAGUUGUUGGUUAGGAUUGUAUUUGUUGAUUAGGAUGAGUUGUUGGUUAGGAUUAGUCGUGAUGUGAAGUUCCUGCUGAACUAUCAAGAUGUAAUUUGAAUUUUCUAGUUGGGCACUCUGCUUGAGACUAUUUAAGAGCAGAAGCAAUUAAUAAAUAAGCAAGCAAAGUUUAAUCCAAAA